AUGUCGCAAUUGAGAAAGCGAGUUCACCUUUUUAACUGUGAUAAUACGUACAAGCUAGAGCCUGUCGAGAAAUUGCUUGACCAAUUCAGCAUCCAUGUUGAGAAGCACUCGUUCAGACUCCCCGAAAUGUCUGAAAUGAUAGAAAAAAUUCCAACCUUAGAGAUGGAUAUGGCCUUUUUCGUGGUUCAUGCGCAUGAAUCUCGACUCUCGAUCAACGAAGACAACGCUGGAAUUGGUUACGCCAAGAUAUACAGAGCUUUACUAAUGGCGACGGGUAAGAAGCGGAAGUAUUUUACUCAGUCAUCUUUUCGAACGCAUUUCAUUGCUCUUAAUCGCGGAUUUUUGGGCAAGCUGGGCUAUUUUUGAGAAAGGUAGUGGGGACUUAGUGCAAACCUUUUCUAUAUUUCCUAAACAAUAGCUCGUUAGACAUCAGACGUGAAAGCGAAAGUAAAUAAUCAUAGAUUAAGGUCGACGGUUGCUCCUCGAAGUGGCAAAAUGUGAAGACUUGUUUUAUGCAGCUGAGUCAGAGUCUUGAACACUCAGAGUGAGUUUGCUAUCUGAAUUUUCUGUUUUGUUCUCUAAGGCGAAGGCUUUUCGGCUAAAGGGGGUUGAUCUUGCCUUUUGAAAUUUCAGUAGCUUUAAGUCUAUAAAUAGGUAAAUUAUUUGCAUUUUUUAUCUGGAUACAACACGUUCAAGUUGAGUAAAUACUGAUGAAGAUAUACGUACAUGUUGCUGCCGGAUUAAACAUAUUAUCUAAACUCACAUUAACUUUCCUCGUUUAAAACACAUUUAAUAUUGCUCGAAAACGCUUCGUCUGGCACCUAAAGUUCUCUUUAGGAAAGGCAGUGGUAACUUUGUAAAAUUUUAGUAAAAAAGCGAUGUACUAUAGUGUUCCACAACAAAAGCCCAUUAGACACCCAAUCUUGAAAGCGAAAGUAGAUUAUCAUAAAUUGAUAGCUUCUGUUAAAUCACGUUCGACGGCAACCCUGUAGAGUGGCUAACAGCGAACAAUUGUUUUAUGUAACGGCGUCAGGGCAAUAAUCAAGUUUGUUUUUAUUAGCUGUCCGACCUUUCUGAUCCAGGCGGUGUGCGCACUCUGAUUGCGUUGCAUCAUGAUCGUAAAACGAAAAGUGAGUCAUUUGCAUCCUGUCGCGGUCGAGUGAGCAUCUUUGGUGGCAGCAAGAUAGCGUGAAUAAUCGUGGAAUGUAACGAGGAUUCACUUUCUGUUGCAGUUCCUUCGAAAGUUAAAAAGUGUUUGCAGGCCUGCGCGACUCCUGUUACUCCUCCGUGACAAAUUCGUUGCUGGGAGGCAACUGAAGAGAUUCAGAAAGAAUCGAAACUGCAGCCUUGCCCACUAAUCUAUUCAUUUGGUAGCAGUCACACUCACAGCCGAUGGCUGGGUGAACAAUAUCAAAUUCGCGAGUUAUUUAACAGGGAAUCGACGCUUGACAUGCAAACGAAUUACAGAGAUAGCGACCUUCUAGUACACGAACUAUUUUUCAUGUCAUGUACUUAAGGCGUAAAUAUGGAAUUCGCGAAAGGAGAAGCCAAAAUUCGUCACGCUUAACGUUUAAUAAAAAACGCGCAGAUUUUCAAAUAUGCUUAAAAGAAUAGAGAAUACUCAGAAUAAGGUUAUGAAAACCGUAUCUCUGAAGUUAUCUUCUGUGGGAGAGACAGUAUGAAAAUAUUACCUUUUGUAACACGAUCUCAUCCGGCUUUGCCAAACCUCAAGAACAUACAGACAGGGAAAUAACAGGAAACUAACCCUUAUCAUCACAUCGCAAAGGAAAGUCAUUAAAAGCUAUCUUUAUAACAGCUAAGUUUUCAGGUCAGAAGAUUUAAAAGCGCAAGCGAAUGGCAGGAGUCGCAGAAUCCUAUCAACACCUUUUAACGAUCGACUGCCUUAUGCUUUCCGGCUUACCCGGCGUGUCGCCGUGUGUAAUAUAGAGUUUUUCAGUGAUGAAAUGACAUUGUUCCAAUUCAACUGUCCUUCGUUCAAUGAUCCAGAAAGUAGAUUUACCAUACAACACUCGCGACUAGCUAAUUUGCCUUUACUUUGGAAAGUAGAUUUACAACACAAUUGAGUAUACAAUAGUAACGCUGUGUAACGCAACAAUAGGCCUUUUCUCGGGCUUAGGGUAAAAUAUAGACUGGACUAUUUUUUGAAGCAUUUUUUGGACCGUUUUAUAAGGGGGGAGCACAUUAUUAGUACUCAGAGAUGCAGUCUAUCAGCUCUGAGGGAGGGGUGGGAGGCACGGUGUUACUGAGGGAGGGGUGAGAGACGGACUAUUACUACGCGGGGAACAGUGUAAACACUACUGGUUAAUGGAGCUUUCACUCGAUCGUACAAAUUAUUUUAAUCAGUUUUUCGACUGACUUUUUGUGCGUGUGCCCAUUAGGUUGACUUGUGCCAGUGCUAAAUGAUACUCACGGGUUAGCAUGACUACGUUUUGCCGACGGAGAAUAUCUGCAUGCAACAGUAGCUACCAUAGUUCCACUUCGCAGGUUUUGUGGGUUUUUACGCAAGAAGUGAUUAGCAGCGUCCAGGGCAAAUUGGAAAACAAGCCUAGGGGAGACGCGAGCAAUACUUAGUCGCGAUUUCCGGUGCCGGUGAUUAACUCCUUUGUUUGCGAAACAGAUGAAAUCGAGAUUUGCGCUUUCUCAUAUUGCAAGUACAGCAGUGUUUUUGCUCGAUUCGAGAAUAUGGAUUCCUCUUCGAAAUCGUUUCCUGAGGCUUUUAUAAAGUAAAGUUCUAAACGUUAAAAUUGCGAUAGUGCCUGUGAAUUCUAUAUGCCGCCAAGUCAAGGGCUAAGGACCGGAAAUUCCGUGAUCUGGUCUGAUAAGAGCAAUGACAAAAGGAUGAUAGAUAAAUUUAGUAAUUAAAUACUGUGCACACAAAGGGAAACUUGAAGGAACUGAUGGUGCACAAGUCGAGUCAAAAGGCACACGUAUAACUCAACAGUGGAGGAUCGUAAACGCGAUAUUUUCAACAAAAAUUGAAGUCCAGUGUUUACGAGGCAGUUUCGCUUUCGCGUGACAGAAAAAUGAAGAAACGCCGCGGCCCAACGCAUACAGAAAGUCAGUUGAAAAACCUAUUAAAGUAAUUUGUAUGAUCGAGUAAAAGCUCCAUUAACCAGUAGUGUUUACUAUUACCAUCACCUCCCAGCCCUCCCUGCAUAGUAAUAGUCCGUCUCUCACCCCUCCCUGAGUAAUAACACUCUACCUCCCACUCCUCCCUCAGUACUGAUAGACUUCAUCCUACCUCUUCCUGAGUACUAAUGGUGUGCUUCCCCCCUUCUAAAUUUCUCCAAAUAAUUGUCCAAAAACUGGUCCAAAAAAUGGUCCAAAAAAAAAAUACAGUCCAUAUUUUACCCUAUGCCCUUUUCUCGGUCAUAAUCGGUCUCACUUAAAAUGCGAGAAACGCAUGUACCGUUAGAGAGUGUUUGAGAGCGUUUGGUCAGUGCUGUUGAAGCGGCCAUCCAAAUCUUCGAAAGGCUCCAAACUUCGAAAUACAUCAAAUUUGAUAUUCUCGAAAACUGGUCUCAUAUUACAUACUAAAAAACGGUGCUUACGUUUGUCCUUGAGAACCAUAGAAUACGCAACAAAUACGCACAAAAAAUACUUUAUACAUUCUCAAUAAAUAAAAUUAUAUUUACCAAUGGUGAAAGGGAAAAGGAACGGCCUAACUUCUACGAAGUGUUCAGUCAAAAUCUGCCGAUUUCUCUCGCUUUCAUCGUCAUAUUGAAAAUGGAGCUACCACAAUGCAACGCAAUCGGCGUGCGCACACCGCCUGUUUCUGAUCCUUCUUCGACUCUUAGGGUUGAGACUACUCCUUAUGACAGAGAAGAACCUUUGCCUUUUUCUAAGCUCAGUUUAGAGGGAUAAUCAUGCAUACAUGUUUUGUAAUUUCAGAAGCUGAAACUCAAAGAGCAUAGUCCCUUUCCCGGCUCCGCCCGAAAGUUUAUGAAAAAGCCAUAGGGCCCGGGAAUCGGGAUGCCGCUCGUUCAAGUUAGGUAUAUCCCAUAAGUAUAUUGAAAAUUUCUAUUACACGUUACUCUCGGCGAGAACAUGAAAAUGAUCCGACACUAACCGUCAGGAAAGUAUGAGACGAAUUGAAACGAGAAACGUAUCUAAGAAUUAUUUUGCUGAGGCUGAGGUAAUAUUGAAUAUAUUAUCUAACAAGACUGGAUGAUAUUCAAAGAGAAAAAAAAAAUUCAACCAUAACAAUCAAAUCAGCAAGAGUUCUCAUUGGAUAUUUUGAGCUUUCAAAACAUAUUUCUUCAGAAAAUUUGCUUUUGACAGGAUGAAACAGUCAAUUGUUUACCUUUGCAAAUGAUACUAAUUACCAGCAGUUAUCUAUAACAACCAAAAUGGGGUCAAAUGCGUCGUUUUUAAACAUAUGAAAUCCAUUUGAACAAACACUUGAUGACAGGUAAAUUGAAAUCAAUUAUAUGUAUUUACUGUUUCAGGAAAACAUGAUGUGCUCUUGACUUUAUGUUAAAUUUUAUCUUCCUUUUAGUAAAUAAGUGAUAUUUAGCAUUAUGUUCACGAGUGCAAGAAAAUGUACGAAAAUCGAUUCCGAAAAGGUCUGCAAGGCCCUGGCGUGACGCAAACUGAUCGAACGUUUCAUGUAUGCACAUUCUACGCAGGUAGCAGCUUCCUGUCGACAUGUUGAUUGCGCCUAGUCAAUCAAGGAUAUUCUUCCAUAUGUAAAAUCUGGUCACCAGAAGUGUGUAAUAACUCUGCACUCAUUUACAUUUUCAUCUGCUCGAUCCACAGGAGGAAAUGUUAUCACCGUCAUCGGGGGAGAUGAUAACUACAAAGACGACAAGGAAGAGAAUGGAGAUGUUAUUUCAAGUUGGGCGAAGAGGAAAGUCUCUUCACAGUUCGGCAGUGAGUAUCUUGAUGGUAGGAAGAGCUUUAUCUUCUCCUGGAACAAACAACAUCGAGCGGUUCACGAACAAGCUUUACUGCAUCACUUUGAUACAAACAAGAAAGGACAAAAGUUUGAAUAUCGGCCGCCUACUCCCAACCAACAAUCAAACUCACAACCUCAAUUGCAGGACACAUCUACAGAAUUAGAAAAUCCAUACACAUCCAAGAGUUGCUCACAUAACGGUAAAGACACCUCUUUACUGUCAGCUGACAACGAGGAAAAUCCGACUGAUUCAGACCCUAGUGGCGUCAGUAGUGCCGCGGGCGGCAGCAGAGACUCGGCGGGGAUGGAACCUUCUUGCAGUAAUCAGGGAGACAGUACCUACACACCAAACACACAUUUGAUCCGCCCAAGAAGUUCUGAAGAACCGGAUAUUGACGCUGACUCGUCUUCUAACGUUACCGAAGAUCAAUUACAAACUCAAUAUUUAGAAGUAAAAAGCUGUCAUGGGGAGAGUUCCCAAAAUAUCCCGCAGCCUGUUCUGGCGACACAACUCCCUGGAAACCCUCCUCCCGUUGUUGUGCUGAGAAGUAUCGCUCGUUAUGGAAAGAUAUCUAAUCAGUUAGGUGACCUUCAAGUUUGGGACCCUGAAUUUAUAAUUCCAGAAGACAUUCAAGAAAGGUUGAUCAGAAAACACCGUCAUACCCAUGAUAUUGGAGUAAGAAUUAUUAGGAAUAGUGAUGGCACACUUGAGUGUCAUGAUUAUCAAGAUUUUACGAAGUUUUUCCUAAAUGACGAUAUAGAGCUUGCUAAAGAUGAGUUUCUUUUAAUGAAAACUCGUAUCCACCACGGAAAGGUGUCUUUUAACGACGUUGAUGUACAGUUUAAGUUUGGAAAUUUUCACAUUCCUCAAGACAUUAUCUCUGGUAUCACAGAAAAAGUUAGUGCUGACCUGUACAUCAUUUCAGGAACUGAAAGGAAAUUUCGAUUCAUAGUAAAAAGGGAAAGUGCUUCUAAGAGAGUAACAGAAUUUAUGAAUAGAGAGUUUCAUUUUUUUUCUCGUUCCUUACAUAUUUUUUUGUCUUGUCCCUCUGCUCCUAACCUUUAGCACUGGAGAAAGUGUAUUUUAUGUUUGUAUGUCAGAGCGAGUUGGAGUGCCUGUGGCACGAAGUACUUUUUGCGUAAUUAUUCAGUUUAUCAUUUGUACAAUCCUUAGGGGAAAAUUCCAAAAAAUUGCAGCUGUUUUUUUUCCUGGCCCAAGGUGCUCUUUUGUCUAAAAUGGUUCUGUAGACUGGCGACGGGUUAGCGUGUUAUGACGUAGAAAACUGUAAAAACUUUCGAUUGACACUUGCGAAAUCUCAUAUUUCUCUUGUAAUUUUGUAUUAGUUAACGUUGAAAUACUGUAGAGAUAAUGUUUGAUGGCGAUGUAUACCUACCUUCAGCAAGCUCUGCUGAGAGUUGUGAUACAUCAUACUUGAGUAAUAAAGAAAAAAUUGAAGUUGC
Molecule: messenger RNA, 6379 nt
Organism: Pocillopora meandrina
Lineage: Eukaryota; Metazoa; Cnidaria; Anthozoa; Scleractinia; Pocilloporidae
Source: the annotation of a GenBank genome assembly